CGAGCCGGUUCCCCUCUCCGCCCGGCGGGGGGGGCGGGCGGCCGUUCAACGCCCCGCGCCCGCCCUGCGUGCCGGGCCCUGGGCCUCGCCCUGGUGACAUUGACCUGCCCCCGGCUCCCUCCCUGUCUCGGCCUGAGCGGCUCCUCGCGGGCUGGGCCUCCCCGGCUGCCUCCCCAUCGCGCCGCUGGGCCGCUCGGGGGUGCGGUCUGCGCCCCCACACCGCUGCGGCCGGGAGAAGCCCCGAGGGCGGGCACCUUCCCCCCUGGAGCUGGGGCUGAUUUGUGGGGCCUCUGAAAUGUGGAGUUGACCCCAGUUCAGUUUUGUCCCCCUCCUCUUCCCUCCCAAUAGCUCUAGCUGUGUCAUGGCAGCCAGACUGGUGCAACGCUGUUGUCGUCGGCUCUUUUGUGGCUCCAUCUUCGCACCCCUGGCGACCCCAACUUCUCUGUUAGCACCAGCAUCCAAGACAGUGGUAGCAAGAGCUCUACCUCAGGCAGCUCUUGCUUCAUUACACACUUCAAGCCUCUCCAGGCAAACAGACAAACUCUCAGUCAAGGAGCAAGUGUACAGCCGACAUCCAGAGCAUAGAGAGAUUGAUGAACUCAUUGACUCAGCUUCUAGCCCUGAAGAUCUCUUGAACGUGGGUGAACAUCACUCUCUAAAUGGGAACCAGGCCUCCGCAGUAGUCAUCCAACUCUCCCGACUCGUGGUGGACAAGAAACUAGAAACAGAGAGCAUCUUGCAGGACAGUCGCUUCCAGCAAGUGCUCAACAUUCUAAAUAGCCAGCUUUCCCAGGUCUGGAAUAGCUCUUUGUUGCCCCUCUUGAAGAGCCUCUACCAUCUGGGGCUGGAGAGGAAUAAAAGGGAGCUGAGAUCGGUGAAGCAGGAGGUACGCUGGCGGUUAAGACGCUUGAACUUCAGGCAGAUUGCUUCCCUGGCAGAGUACAUAGCAGCCAGCGAGCACACGGAGGAUCAGAGUGAGCUGCUGAGCGACGUGGUGAAGCACCUGGAGCUGCGCUGGACGGAGAUUGGGGACACCAGAGCUGUGGUGGCACUGAUGAUGAAGGUCGGGCACCUCUCGCAGACCCUGAUGGACCGGCUGGAGGACAAGGCUUUGGAAUUAGCCGAGCAAUUCACUGCUGAGGACAUUCGGAAAGUGGCGUUGGUUUUAGCUCUCCAGAACCGGCGCUCUGUCCCCCUGCUCCGGGCCAUUUCCUACCAUCUGGUUCAGAAGCACUUUACCCUCAGCACUAGUGUUCUUGUGGACUUGGCCUUUGCAUAUGGAAAGCUGAAUUUCCACCAGACCCAGGUCUUCCAGAAGAUGGCAUCAGACCUGCACGCCCGCGUGCCCGAGAUGGCUCAUGGUGACGUGGGGCGCUGCAUCAAGUCCUUUGCUUACCUCAAGUGGCUCAACCUGCCCCUCUUUGAGGCCUUCGCUCAGUACACCUUGGACAAUGCUGACAGAUUCACCAUGCUGCAGCUGUGGAACGUCAUCCUGUCUUUCGCCCGCCUGAACUUCCAGCCCAGCAGAAGCGAGAACUACUUUAACAUGGUCCAUGAGAAGCUUGGUGACCAGCUGGACAGUCUGGACCCGCACCUGCUGACAGAUCUGGUGUGGUCACUGUGCGUGCUGCAACAGGCAAAGACUCCCUACCUGCAAAGGGUGCUGGCCCCACAGUUGUAUAGCCAGCUUCUGGCCGACCAGACGCCCAGAGGACAGAACUACAGGCUCAAACUGAUGCAUAUCAAUGCUGCUGCCAGGCUGGAGUGCCCGGGCUACCAGGGGCCCUUCCUUCCGCCAGAGGCCCUGAGUGCCACGGAGCCAACCAGGGACACGAAGGCCUCUCCGCUACAGAGCAGCCUGCAGGAGGUGCUGAACAGGGUGGCCAAAGACGAGGUUAACAGGCGGUUCAACGUGCACACCAUUUAUGGCUGGCAGCUUGAUGCAGAGAUGAUGCUGAACAGCGACAACCAACCUCUCCCCAUAAAGGACUUUGCUGCCCCCUACCUGCUCCAGUCAGAAGGGACAAAACCCCCACCCUGCGGCACCAGGAGGAUCGCUUUCCUGAGGUGGGAGUUCCCAAACUUCAGCAGCAGAAGCAAGGACCUGCUGGGCCGCUUCGCCAUGGCCCGACGACACUUGCAAGCCGCUGGGUUCUUGAUCGUGGAUGUUCCCUACUAUGAGUUUCUGGAGCUGAAAUCGGAGUGGCAGAAGGAAGCCUACCUCAAGGACAAAAUGAACAAAGCCGUGGGGGUAGAGAUGGCUAAAUGAACCCCGAACCUGACGACGGACGGACUCUAGUCUUUGCAUCCAGCGUGAGACAGAGAGAGGAUUGCCUCAAUCGACUGGAGUGCAGCUGCUGUGAACGGGCCUUGUGCUCCCCAGGAGUGGGGAGGAGGAAGGCAGAGGUGUGGGUAGCGUUGUGUAUAUAAAUAUGUAUUGGAAUAAAUUCUCUCUUGUACAGGCCAACUUGCAUGGGGCACCGCUGCCCCACUGCACAUUCAACCAGUGAGGGGGGCCCGUGUAACAGCCUGCAUGCCCGGCUAGCCCUCGGGUUGCUCCCCGUGCAUGCAGUGUGCUCACCAAGGCUGGUGUGGGUGCUCGUCCCUGGCAGGAGGAGGUGAACGGGGCUGGUAUCAGCAGAGGCCAGGGGGAGGGGCAUGUGGACAUUGAAGAGCUCCUCUCUUUACCUUCUGCCUGGAAGCUUGUUUGUUUAUUCCUGUUCGGCUGGCUGGAGGAGGCUGCCCGGAACUAUCCGCCCUCUCCGCGCUGUCUGGCGACGGUGCAGAAUGGAAGCAGAAGCUGCUUGUGGCCUGAGAGCAGUUCCACGGGUAGCUUCCUUCUACAGCUGGGCUUUCUCCCUUGCUUCUCUCCAGUGUGGGAGGGUUUGGGGGAAGAGGAGGGAACAUGAGGUCCUACGCAGGCUCUCAGAAGAAGUGAAUUUAUCUCCUGGGCUGCUGUUAGUGGCUUAUCCCAGACACUGAGUAUAUUACAAGGAGACCUAGAAGCCCCUGGCUGGAUUGGCGCCCUACAGCUCUAUGGCACUUUUCAUGUUACAAUCUCACAGCUUUAUGUACAUUAACUGAGCCUCAUCUCUCUGAGGUAAACUGCAGAGCAGUGAAGUGACUUGCCAUGGGUCACAGCAAGUCAUGGGCAGGAGCUAGGAUUAAAACCCAGGAUUCCUAGCCCAUUAGCUGCUCUAGUUGCUAACCAGUGCUCUCCUCCUCCCGCUCACGAGCAGGGGAAGGCCCUGAAGAUCAUGAACUGAGCAGGGCGGGCUUCCAGGUGGUAUUUUCUCUCCUUGGAAUCUCUCUUCAGCCAAGACUGUGGUAUCAGGCUGACUUGGGUCAUCUUAACACAGCUGGGACAAGGUCUCUACCUACCACAGCAGCAGCAGCCAUGUGUUUGUGAGCAUUGCAGCGGGGAUAGAGCUAUCUACACUCGGCGUCCGCAUGGCCUAACCCAGUCCACCAAAGGGGAGAGAGGUGGUGUUCUCAUCAAUCUGAGGGUCAGUAGCUUUCACUGUGCCAGUGUGCCUCAGAAGAAUCAGUGCGCCUUUGAUAAUGCCUGCAGGAAUGUGUAUCGUGGGCUGGCAGAUCUCAUGCACUGAGCAGGGUCUGGGCUCGUUAUUAGUGGGAGAUCAGACCUCUAAGGAGGAUCCUUGCCUGUUUCCAGCAGUAGCCCGACACAUGUGGCAUUCAUCCCUCUGAGCUGCAUCCAGAGGCAGGUUCUAUCUUGUGGAUUAAGUGCAAAACCAAGCUCAGGUGGUCACUCAGAUCCCCUGGCCCUUUCCACCAGAUGAGAGCUGUGGCCCACAGUGACCUGGCCAAAUCCUGUGCUCCCAGGAGCCUUGGGGGAUAUGUGUAACAAUAAAUCUGAGCUGGAUCUGAAAAUGAA
This is a messenger RNA of Caretta caretta (loggerhead turtle), 3895 nucleotides long. It is a transcript of the gene FASTKD4, whose product is annotated as transforming growth factor beta regulator 4. The record is from RefSeq and is a predicted model, not a curated record. Gene Ontology annotation, cellular component: ribonucleoprotein granule; mitochondrial matrix. Gene Ontology annotation, molecular function: RNA binding. Lineage: Eukaryota; Metazoa; Chordata; Testudines; Cheloniidae. Gene Ontology annotation, biological process: regulation of mitochondrial mRNA stability; mitochondrial RNA processing.